Molecule: messenger RNA, 1356 nt
Organism: Formica exsecta
Lineage: Eukaryota; Metazoa; Arthropoda; Insecta; Hymenoptera; Formicidae
Gene: UbcE2M
Product: NEDD8-conjugating enzyme Ubc12
Exons: 4
Coding region: 186-731 (181 amino acids)
Source: RefSeq, a predicted model, not a curated record
GUGACACUAGCUCCUGCUGGCUGCGAUACGUGCGUGUGGUGCGGGACCAACCGAGCGAUUGAUCCCGCGCGGGUGUCAAAAAAUUGUUGAUCUUUAUAGGCGCGAUUUUUUUAUGCCAUCCGUGAUCGCGACCUCAGUCCGAGAGAUACGUGCAUGUUAGCCCGCGUUUGGCGCGCGAUCUAACUAUGAUCAAAUUAUUCUCGUUGAAACAAGCGAAAAAAGAUGGCGAGUCACCCAAGGCUGGCACCCAGAAGAAGGCGUCCGCGGCGCAGUUGAGAAUCACAAAAGACAUAAACGAACUCAAUCUUCCGAAAACAUGCGGUACGGAAUUUCCGGAUCCCGAUGAUCUGCUAAGCUUUAAGCUAAUCAUCUGUCCAGAUGAAGGGUUUUAUAGAGGUGGUAGAUUCGUGUUUAGUUUCAAAGUCGGACCCAAUUAUCCGCACGAGCCACCAAAAGUGAAAUGCGAGACUCAGGUUUAUCAUCCUAAUAUUGACUUGGAUGGUAAUGUGUGCCUCAAUAUUUUGAGAGAGGAUUGGAAGCCAGUACUCACGAUCAAUUCCAUUGUCUAUGGUCUCCAAUAUCUUUUCCUAGAACCAAAUCCUGAAGAUCCAUUAAAUAAAGAUGCUGCUGAGGUUCUACAGAACAACAGAAGGGCAUUUGAGCAAAACGUAGCAAAAGCUAUGCGGGGUGGUUAUGUAGGAUCAUAUUAUUUUGAACGGUGUCUCAAGUGAUACAGUGCCUCACCAUCAAUGCUGUACAUGCUUCGCCGAGGACUCGCUGUGGGUGAAAAGAUCCUAAAGUAUGGAAUGGAUGCAGAACUACACGGUGUCCUCAUUGUCAUUUGUGUGACAACAUUAACAUAUUUACUUUCUUUAUGUCUUGCCAGGCCUAUAUACAUUUAAUUGGACAAAUAUUUUCUGUUAAUAAACCUGAAGUGAAACGGAUGUAUCGUUCAUUUUGCUUUCAACAAUUAUCAAAAUGUUUAUCGGCCAUGGCAUUAUUUUAGUGAAUUUGAAGUGCAGUGUUGAAAGGAUCGUAGAAAUAUAGUUUGACAUUUGACAGAUGAUAGAUGUUACACUGCAAGAUAUUUAAUUGCAUUAGAUGCACACAGUAAUCCUGGAUCUCCAAAAUUAGAAAUUUUCCAUAUCCUGAAUUUUUAACUUAGUUUUGUGUUUUUAUAGAGAUCUUAAUUUAUAAAAUAUUUAUUUUCUGUCCAAACUAUGGAAUUUUCAUUUUCAUCAUAGUUUUUUCACUGCAGCAUCUAUCGAAAUCUGCUUCUCAUUUAAAUAUAUGUACAAGUAACUUAACUUAUGUAUUGACUGAGAGUGGAAUAUAAGGCUGUUACGGAACUGGAAA